This is a messenger RNA of Acanthosepion pharaonis, 696 nucleotides long. Lineage: Eukaryota; Metazoa; Mollusca; Cephalopoda; Sepiida; Sepiidae. The record is from the annotation of a GenBank genome assembly.
AUGAACGUUUUUUUUUUUUUACUUCUGUUAACGCUUUUCCCCCCUUUUUCCAAAAGAAAAUUGGUCCAGGCCGCUGUGGGUCCCACCCCCCCUCUGCUCAUUCCGUUCUUUUCGCCACUCCUCUCCCUUUUCUUUCUCAAAGUUUUUUUUUCUUUCUUUUCUACUCUAUCGUUAUUUCUUAUCUGUUUCCCUUUCGCCUCCUCUUCUUCUGUCCUUCUUUCUCUCCUCUCUUUCUUCAUGCCACGUCUUCUUCAUCCUUUUAAUAUUUCUUCUGUUUUUCACGUUCCCGCUGCUCCUUGCAUUUAUUCUGUUCUUUCUUUCUUUCUUUCUUUCUUUCUUUCUUUCUUUCUUUCUUUCUUUCUUUUUUUUUACUCGGAAAUACUAUUCUCCUCUCUUCCGUUCUCUAUGUUUCCAAUCGAUUUUUUCGCUUUUCUCGUUUUCUUGUCACUAUUUUUAAUUUUUCACUCUCCAAUUUAUUUUCCUCUUUCUAACUUCAUCUUUAUUUUUACCGUUUACCACCCCCACCUUCGUAGUUCUUUUACCCUUUCCUUUUCUUUGUUUCUUCCUCUAUCCGUCCCUAUUUUUUUUUUAAAUUUCCAAUUGGUUUUUCCUCCGUUCCUUCCUUCUCUCUAUAAUUCUCUGUCAACUCCUUUUCCUCUUUCCGAUUUGUUUAUCGCUAUUUCUUUUUCUUCCUGA